AUGCCGCCAUCUAAAACUCGACAGCAAUCCCCCUCCUCCGCAAUGGCUGUAUUCUCCCUCAUAAUAAUCAACAAAGCCGGCGGGCUAGUCUACCAGCGCGAAUUCCAGCCAGGAUUGCGCAAGCUCUCGACAAACGACUACCUCGUCCUGGCGGGCACGUUUCACGGUGUCCACGCCAUCACCCGCUCCAUCACCCCCAAGCUCCCCCUCGCCCCCGCCGCAGCACUCGCAACAACACCCACCACCGCGACCACACCCUCCCCCAACAAUGUCGUUUCUCCCUCCGCCACAUCAUCAACCCCUACCUCUUCUACAGCUUCAUACUCGUAUCCGAACCCCGGAGUACCCGCGACGGGUCUCGAGUGUCUAGAAACGGACAAGUUCCGAUUAACGUGUUUCCAGACGUUGACCGGCACCAAGUUCCUCCUGUUUACGGAUCCGCUGAUGGCAAAUAUCGAGGUGGUUAUGAAGAAGAUAUAUGAGUUGUAUGCGGACUUUGUUAUGAAGAAUCCGUUUUAUCAGUUGGAAAUGCCCGUGAGGUGUGAGGCGUUUGAUCGGAAUUUGCAGGGUUGGUUGAGGGGGAGGACUUGA
Molecule: messenger RNA, 591 nt
Organism: Aspergillus luchuensis
Lineage: Eukaryota; Fungi; Ascomycota; Eurotiomycetes; Eurotiales; Aspergillaceae
Product: trafficking protein particle complex subunit 4
Exons: 4
Coding region: 1-591 (196 amino acids)
Biological process (GO): endoplasmic reticulum to Golgi vesicle-mediated transport
Cellular component (GO): TRAPP complex
Source: RefSeq, a predicted model, not a curated record